CUUAAUAAGAAGAUUAUUGAUCCUGUAUGCCCAAGACAUACUGCAGUCAUUGAAGAGGGAUGAGUGUUAUUGACUCUCUCUAAUGGCCCUGAGAAGCCAUUUGUCCGCAUAAUACCUAGGCAUAAGAAGUAUGAAGGUGCUGGAGAGAAGGCAACAUCAUUCACAAGGAGCAUAUGGAUAGAUCGAGCUGAUGCAGAGUCGAUAUCAGUAGAUGAGGAAGUGACAUUGAUGGAUUGGGGGAAUGCCAUUGUUAAGAAGAUUGACAAAGACCAAGAUGUUAAUCUUGCGCUCACAGGGGUUUUGCAUCUUGAAGGAUCUGUGAAAACCACCAAACUGAAGCUUACCUGGCUGCCUGAAAUAGAUGAACUGGUUAAGAUCUCGUUGAUGGAGUUUGAUUAUCUGAUAACAAAGAAGAAGCUUGAGGAAGGCGAGGAUUUCGUUGAUGUGCUUAACCCAUGUACCGAAAAGGAGACAGCAGCCCUUGGGGAUCCCAACAUGCGAAAUCUGAAGUGUGGAGAUGUAGUGCAACUUGAGAGGAAAGGAUACUUCAGAUGUGAUGUUCCCUACCUCAAGCCUUCAAAGCCUAUUGUUCUCUUUGCAAUCCCCGACGGCAGGCAGCAGGCUGGGUUAAAGUGAAGAACUUCAUCAAGAAUAUUUGGCUUAAGGAUGUGAUUUAAUACUUGUUAUUCCAAAUUGAAUGGUAGAGCUUUUAACUAGUUUGACCUAAAAGCAUCUUUCAGUUCUAGUAGUCUUCUAAUAUUUGGCAAUGUUAGGAUGGAAUGAGAUUUCUGUCACUUAUUUUGUACUGAAUCUUUAGCUGUAUACUAGCAAGUCGGCAUGCGCAAUGUUGCAGGUUUGAUUUUUUCCCGAGUUUUGUAUGUAAUAGACGAACACUCGCAAUCCAAGAAACAUCGGCUUAUAGUA
Molecule: messenger RNA, 924 nt
Organism: Rosa chinensis
Lineage: Eukaryota; Viridiplantae; Streptophyta; Magnoliopsida; Rosales; Rosaceae
Product: glutamate--tRNA ligase, cytoplasmic
Exons: 2
Coding region: 229-636 (135 amino acids)
Biological process (GO): glutamyl-tRNA aminoacylation; translation
Cellular component (GO): cytosol; methionyl glutamyl tRNA synthetase complex
Molecular function (GO): glutamate-tRNA ligase activity
Source: RefSeq, a predicted model, not a curated record